CCCCCCGGCAAGCAUGGCGCAAGCACUGGGAUUGGGCGCAGGUUUCAAGGCUUUGGUGCCUACGCUGGCCAUCAUUUAUGGAGGACAAGCAGUGGCCAGCGUGCCCGCCAUCGCAUACAAGACCGAAAAGUUCUACGAUCUGACAGGUUCGCUGGGAUUCUUUUCAGGCGUAGCAGCCUCUCUCUACUCCCCUUACCUCACCCGUCGUUUCAUCCAAGGCGACAAAUCAGCCAUCCUGCCCAAUCUCCGCAGCUUUGCACCUAGACAGCUCAUAGCCAGCGCUCUGGUCGUCGCUUGGGCCGCUCGCUUGGGAAGCUUCUUGGCGCUGAGGAUACAAAAGAGCGGAAAGGAUGAGAGGUUCGAUGAGAUCAAGCAGAGCCCUGUCAAAUUCUUUGGCGCUUGGAUGGCUCAAGCCACUUGGAUCACCCUUACCGCCCUGCCUGUAUGGCUGAUCAACGUCUUGCCAGCCAAGGCUCAUCCUGCGCUCGGCAUCGUCGACGUUGCAGCGCUAGGUCUUUGGGCUGCAGGUUGGGGACUGGAAAUCGUUGCAGAUAGGCAAAAGAGCGCUUGGAGAGAAGCGCAAAAGGCUGGCAAGCACGAUGAGAAGUUCAUCAGCUCUGGUACCUGGUCCGUCAGUCGUCAUCCAAACUACGCUGGCGAAGUGACGCUCUGGUCUGCCCAAUUCCUCCUCUCUGUCCGAGCACUCUCUUCCAGUUCCUCUGUGGGCAUCCUGGGCCCUGCACCCGUGCUGCUCGGUCUAGCAGCUGUAGGACCGCUGUUCGAGUACUCGCUUAUCCGCUUCGCAAGCGGCGUACCCUUGCUCGAAAAGGGCAUGGACAAGAAGCUGGGAGAUGAGUGAGUGGGCGGGGUUGCAGGUGCAGGUGCAGGUGCAGGUGCACGGAAGGACUGCUUGGGGUGGCGAUGGUGGUUAUGCAUGCGCAUUUGCGAGGGCGAAACCAGAAAUGCUGAAUUUGCUUCCUUCUUCUUCUCCUCCUCCUUCUUCUUCGCCCCUCUCUUUGACAACAGCCCCAAGUACAAAAAGUACAAGGAGACGGUACCCUGCUUUUGGCCAAUCGUCGGAUCUACAAAGUGAAAGCUGGGGCACGGAGACGCACGCGCAGCCAGCAAUGCAGAGGCCGAUGAGAAACUUUCGUG
Molecule: messenger RNA, 1155 nt
Organism: Ceraceosorus guamensis
Lineage: Eukaryota; Fungi; Basidiomycota; Exobasidiomycetes; Ceraceosorales; Ceraceosoraceae
Product: DUF1295-domain-containing protein
Exons: 5
Coding region: 14-859 (281 amino acids)
Cellular component (GO): membrane
Source: RefSeq, a predicted model, not a curated record